Messenger RNA from Synchytrium microbalum, 2343 nucleotides. RefSeq lists its product as uncharacterized. Gene Ontology annotation, cellular component: membrane. The coding region runs from base 1 to 2343 and encodes 780 amino acids. Gene Ontology annotation, biological process: monosaccharide transmembrane transport. Lineage: Eukaryota; Fungi; Chytridiomycota; Chytridiomycetes; Synchytriales; Synchytriaceae. Gene Ontology annotation, molecular function: hexose transmembrane transporter activity. The transcript is spliced from 13 exons. The record is from RefSeq and is a predicted model, not a curated record.
AUGGGCGCAUCGCUGAUGUUGCUGCUGUGCGUGACUGUAGCAGCACUUUCCACAUUCCAGUUUGGAUUUGCCAGUGGUGUCAUCAAUCAGCCCAGGGAUGCUAUUACUGUUUGCAAAGAAAUUGAAGCUCCCAAUCAAGUAUUGCCAAACUGUAUUCCAAUGAAUGACAUCGAAUGGGGCCUCUUCGUGUCCUUGUUUCUUCUCGGAGGCAUUCUAGGAGGCUUGAGUGGAGGUUACGCAUCUACAUCACUAGGUCGACGCCGCGCGCUAUUAUACAACAAUCUGUGGUAUUUUAUGGGUGGAGGCUUUCUAGCUCUUGGAAAUAAUGCCAUACAGCUAAUGUUUGGAAGGUUUCUUGUUGGUAUUGGCGCAGGAGUUUCAACCGUAGUCGUUGGACUGUAUAUCAACGAAUUGGCACCACCAUUCCUACGCGGCAGCUUAGGAGCUUGUAAUCAAUUAUCCAUCGUUGUAGGUGUUGGAGUCUCUCAACUGGUAGGUGUUGGUGUCUCGCAGCUUCUUGGAAUCUGGCUUUCUACACCGACGCUGUGGAGGUCGUUGUUUGCCUGCACCUGGGGUAAAUACCUAUAUGUUCCUUUCAGUCUUGCUCCACCAGAAGUAUUAAUGACAGGGUGGCUCUCAUCGCAAGGCCUUGUUUUGGAUGCAAAACGGGCUUUACAAAAGUUACGAGGAAUAGAUGGAGUUGAUGACGAACUUACAGAUAUCUUGUCUGUGGCUGGAGCUACAUCAAAUGACAGUUUGGAUGCGCGGCCAUUCAGACCUGGACAUGACUUUGAAGAUGAUGUCGAAGGACGCGGAGAAGAUGGCAACGAUGCCGAUGAUGAGAACGACACUCUGCCUAUAAUCUCAGCCUCGUCUCCUUCACGUAUUCACCGAAACCAUGGGCUGAAACCAACUGUUACAGUCUUCAAUCUGUUUAAAAUCAAGGCAUUACGAGGUCCCUUGAUUGCUGCCUUUGGAUGUCAGGUUGCACAGCAACUCUCUGGCAUCAAUGCUGCGAUUUACUACUCUACUACGAUAUUCAAACAGUCUUAUGAUGCCAAGACAGCGACCCUUCUAACGAUGAUAGUGUCACUUGUGAAUUUUGUAAUGACUUUGGUGAGCUUAGUGUUAAUUGAGAGGCUGGGAAGAAAGCAGCUCAUAAUCAUCUCUCAAGGGACUAUGGGAGUUUGUGCACUGGGACUCGCUGGAGCAUUUUCACUGAAUUUUGCUCCAUCUGUGAUCGCAUUAAUGCUUAUGAUGUUUGUUGGAGCAUUUGCUGUGGGACUUGGACCCAUACCGUGGUUGAUACUUCCAGAACUUAUUCCCUCUUAUGCGACCGGACCAUCAGCAUCGAUAUGUACCGCAAUCAAUUGGACAUCAAGCUUUGUAGUGGCAUUGGUUUUGCCUUCAGCUAUAUCGCUCGCUCGGACAAUAAUGACAGACAAGGACAAGACAUUGCUAGAUAGAUUCGCGGCUCUCUCAAAGACUCCAAAAGAUGAUCAGCCAAUAGCCAGCGAAGACGAACUGCUGUCUAGAUUCACCAAACUCACAGGCCAUGCGCCAAUAUCAUCAGUGCCAACAGGCAUCACCACCACAAACAACUCUUACAGGCUAGAUCAUCCCAACGAACUACACGAAGACAUCAUAAACGAACUGCUUCAUGAAGGACUGGACGAUAUCCACCUUGACGGCUACGAAGAACCUCAUAUAUCGCUUCCAAACGGACAUCCAACAACACCCUCAAAAUACGUCGACUUUAUUGAAUUACUCUCUACUACAACAUCACCAGCUUCAACCAAACGCACUAGUGCAGCAUUUGACGAUAUUGAUCCCGAUGUAAAAGCUCUGCUAGACGAAGUACAUACCGAAGUGAAACUCGAAAACAAGCAUGGAGAGAUAGUAAGGAAUGAUGAAUUAUCGCUCAUGGAACGAGUGAGGAAACUCAAAGAGCUUGAAAUAUCAUCGUCAGCUAUGACGGAGUCUAGUAAAGCUGAUAAUGGGAAUAGCGCGAAUGCGUCUGAUAAGAAGAAACAGCCUGCCGUGAAUAGUAGCAGCAGCAAUAACGGUGGUACUGGUAGCAACAAGAAGAAGAUAGUCGAUAAGACGGCCAAAAUCACAUUAGGUGCUCCUCCAACCGUACCGUCACUCCAAGACUUUUCCAAUGAGGAUGAUCCAGACACUUGGUGUUGUAUAUGCAAUGACGAUGCAGUAGUGAGUUGUCACGAGUGUGACGAUGACAAGUACUGCUUGACGUGUUUCCGAGCAGGCCACUAUGGGAAUGAUCCAGAGCUUCGCCGCCAUGUUGCCACAAAGUAUGUGAAGCCAAAAAGGACCUUGAACUGA